AUGUCAGAACGUAAGGUGCUUCAGAAAUACUACCCCCCGGAUUUCGAUCCUUCGAAGAUCGUCCGAAACAAGAACCCGAAGCCUACAGGUCCUAAGCAGCAAACGGUACGUCUCAUGGCACCGUUUAGCAUGAAAUGCCGAAGCUGUGGUGAGUUUAUCUACAAGGGACGCAAGUUCAAUGCUCGUAAAGAGCACUCAGGCGAAAAAUACUACAAUAUCAGUAUAUUCCGGUUCUAUAUCAGGUGUACACGAUGCUCUGCGGAAAUCACAUUCAAGACCGACCCGAAGAACAUGGAUUAUACCUGCGAAAAGGGCGCUGAGCGAAAUUUCGAGCCCUGGCGCAACCACGAUGAGAAGGAAGAGACUGAGGAGGAACGGUUAAACAGACUGGAAGAAGAAGAGAAUGAGAGUGCCAUGGCCAAGCUAGAGACAAAGACUUUGGACUCCAAACGCGAGAUGCAGAUCGCCGACGCGCUGGACGAGAUCAGAACACGCAACGCACGGAACGAGAGAGUAGAUGGGGUUGACGUGUUGGAAAACUUGCUUGAAGUAAAGGAUGCGGAGCAACUAGAGAGGGAAAGGCAGGAUCAGGAAGAUGAGGAGGCUGCCAAGAGGGCAUUCAGAACCGAUGAAGAUAAGUUUGUCAGGAGGGUGAUUGAGGGGGCCGAGGAGCCCCCAGUCCAAGCAGGGCCAUCUACUACCGCAACCGAAGAAAAAGUGGAGAUCCCAACCUUCAAAAAGACGGUUAAGAGAAAGCGGGACUUGGGUGCUGCCCUGGGCAUCAAAAAGAAAGCGAAAACACUUGUAUAG
Molecule: messenger RNA, 810 nt
Organism: Morchella sextelata
Lineage: Eukaryota; Fungi; Ascomycota; Pezizomycetes; Pezizales; Morchellaceae
Exons: 3
Coding region: 1-810 (269 amino acids)
Biological process (GO): mRNA splicing, via spliceosome
Cellular component (GO): U2-type catalytic step 1 spliceosome
Source: RefSeq, a predicted model, not a curated record